Lodderomyces beijingensis is the source of this 915-nucleotide messenger RNA. NCBI's taxonomy places the organism in Eukaryota, Fungi, Ascomycota, Pichiomycetes, Serinales, Debaryomycetaceae. The record is from the annotation of a GenBank genome assembly.
AUGACAUUCAAGAGCUCACCCAGGGGCAUCACCAUCCAGUACGAUAAAUAUAUCCAUCUAGUCGACUACUACCUAUGUAACAUACUCCACAACCCGAUUUAUUCGUCAACCAUCAUCAUUUCAUUUACAUAUUACCAGUUAGUGCAGAAUCUGAGCACCACCACAACCACUGCGAAAGAAGACUAUGCGUAUGACUUGGUUUCCAAUAUCAUCAACUUGAUAUUCAUAUGCCGGUUUCAGUUCAAGUUUGCCCACAACCACAAGCUUGUGCCCCCGCUAGCCAAGUUGGUUAGCGAAGUUGUCUUUUUGCUCAUUCAAAUUGCAUCGUGCUGCUACCUCAUGACCACGCUAUACCCCGUCUACCCCAGCUCGAUCCAGAUAUUCAUCAUCUUGCAGAUCUUGUUGCCGUUUGUCAUUUUCGUCACUUCGAUGUGGCACCAUGCAGCUCAAGAAUGGACGAGGGCGUUACUGGAGUGCAAUAACAAUCUCUUGCCCUUUUUCAUUAGCAAUUCGUUUUUAUUUAUAAAUUACUAUGAUGACGGGCUUGGCUCGAUUGGAUUGAUGGGGUUAUGUUUCAAGUUGGCGUGCUUUUCGUUCAAGUUUUACUUGAUUUAUCAGUUUGUCGUUUACGAGUUGAUCAGUAUCAAUUACUGCGACCUGGGAAUGGAGAUUGUUGAUAAUUGUCAGUUCUACUUGCAGAGGCCGAAUUUGGGGCUGGCACCAACACUGGAGGUGCAACUAGACGAGGAUUUAGAGAAGAAGAUGACGGCGGAGGGAGAGACAGACGAACAGAUGCUGAUGAUGACGACGAUGGCUCAGGUCAAGAGAUGGAUGAGGUAUACCCUGUUUAAGAACUGGUUGAUGGUAUUUGUAUCUUGCGCCAUGAUUGGCGUUGACGUUUAUAAGAUGAUUUAG